Colletotrichum siamense is the source of this 2346-nucleotide messenger RNA. RefSeq names its product Fusarisetin A cluster transcription factor fsa6 (gene fsa6-2). Gene Ontology annotation, cellular component: nucleus. The record is from RefSeq and is a predicted model, not a curated record. NCBI's taxonomy places the organism in Eukaryota, Fungi, Ascomycota, Sordariomycetes, Glomerellales, Glomerellaceae. Gene Ontology annotation, molecular function: zinc ion binding; DNA binding; DNA-binding transcription factor activity, RNA polymerase II-specific. Gene Ontology annotation, biological process: DNA-templated transcription; regulation of DNA-templated transcription. The coding region runs from base 1 to 2346 and encodes 781 amino acids. The transcript has 6 exons.
AUGGAACCCGAGACGAGUCCUCACGGGGAAAGCAACAGCGACGGCGGCUCAAAUCCCCAAACCGGCAACGGCAACGGCAACGGCGCUCCCACCAAGCGUUCCCGCGUGCUCCUCUCAUGCGGCCCAUGCCGCACGUCCAAGCUGAAAUGUGACCGCUCCGAACCCUGCGGGCAGUGCCUCAAGAAGUCCCGUCCGGAGGGGUGCGUCUACGCCCCCAAGCCCCAGAAGCAAAAGCCCACCAAGGGCAUGGCGGCCCGGCUUAAACGGCUGGAGGGCAUGGUGCGGACGAUGAUGGAUGAUGGUGCCUCGCUCCCGCAGGGUGCCACGCCGACGACGGCCAGGGAGGAGGGCGUCGCGCAGCCCGGUGGCCAGUUCGUUCAGGGGGAGAGCUCGACGACAUAUGUCGGGGCUACGCAUUUCGCGGCAAUUCUUGACGAUAUCGAGGACAUGAAGAAUUAUUUUGAGGAGCCUGAGGUGAAUGAAGAGUGGAGUGGCGACAGCCCUGAUCAGACCGAUGAACUCGAGUCGCCGGAUGUGUUGCUCUUUUCGAGGAACAUGCCUCGUAACCGGGAAGACCUGAUGAGGCUCAUCCCUGAGAAGAAGAUUGUCGACCGUCUCGUCAUGAGAUACUUUUCCUCUCAAAGCCCUUCUCAACACAUCGUCCACAGGCCAACGUUUGUCAAACAGUACGCCAACUUCUGGAAGAACCCCUCCGUAAUCUCUCUCAACUGGCUCGCCCUCCUCUUCAUGAUCAUGUCCCUCGGCGUCUUCUACUCGACCUUCCUCGCCCCGCACGAGCUCACUUCCGACUCCCCGCUCCCGCCCAUGGACCGCUUCAAGCUCUUCCGCGCCGCCGCCGCGUGGUGCCUCGUCUGGGGCAAGUACACCCAGCCCUCCAUCGGCACGAUCCCGCCCUUCAUCCUCUACGUCGAGGCCGAGUUCAUCAUCUCCCGCGCCGCCCAGAUGAACUGCUACCUCCUCUCCUCCGUCUGCCUCCGCCUCCUCCUCAAGAUGGGCCUGCACCGCGAGCCCUCCAAGCUGACAAACAUCUCCGCCUUCGAGGGCGAGAUGCGCCGCCGCAUGUGGAACAUGGCCGUCCAGAUGGACCUCCUCGUCUCCUUCCACAUGGGCCUGCCCAGCAUGCUCAACGGCAUCGACAGCGACGUCGACCUCCCCCGCAACCUCGUCGACGAGGACUUUGACGAGCACACCCCCGAGCUGCCCCCGCCGCGGCCCAUGACCGACUACACCGAGAUGACGUACCCCAUCACCAAGUCCUCCCUGAUGCGCGUCUUCGGCCAGGUCGCGCGCCAGGCGCACCUGCUCGCCCCGCCGCCCUAUGCCGAGGUCAUGCGCCUCGACGGCCUGCUCAACGACACCUGGCGCGCCGUGCCGCAGUUCAUGAUGGUCAAGCCGCUCGAGCAGUGCGUCACCACGCCCGCGAUGCAGGUCAUCCAGCGCUUCGGUCUGGCGUCGCUGUACAACAAGAGCAGGUGCGUCCUACACCGCCGUUUCCUCCUCGAGCCGGUGCCCAAGAGGGAGCACGACUACUCGCGCUGGCAGUGCCUCGAGGGCGCCAUGACGCUGCUCGAGUUCCAGAACACGAUAUGGCACGCCUGCCGGCCGGGCAACAUGCUCGCCCAGAACGGGUGGUUCGUCUCGUCGCUGGCCGUGCACGACUUCCUGCUCGCGGCCAUCAUUCUGUACCUCGCUGUCGGGCACGAGCAGUUCUGGCAGGAGGGCGGCGAGUUUCUGCCUGAGUGGAUGGACAAGAUGAGUCCCAGGCCCACGAAGGAGCACCUCCUGCAUCUCCUGCAGCGGUCUUAUUCUGUCUGGGUCAGCAUCGCCGCGGACGUGCCCGAGAUCAAGAAGACGGCGGACGUGUUGGAGACGAUGUUGGGUAAGCUAGGCUCGCCGCCCAGUUCGCCGCCGAAGGAGGACGGCGUGCGGCAGCCGGCUUCGGUGCAGCGGAGCGAGGGGACGGGGACAUCGGGGACGCUGUCCAGCCGCGACGCGCAGCUCCUUACGAAUCUUUCACUCAGCGACGCGGCAUCGUUUCCUUCAAGCGUCACGAACCAGGUGACCAAUCACUUCCAGCCCCUGAGCUUUGUCAGCCCGGGCUUGGGAUCGAGCGACUCUGCUACGCUCGACCGUGGAUGGAUCGAGGUUGGCAACGAAAUGGACUGGCGCUACUUUGAUAACAUCAUGGGCCAAACCAACAACGACCCCAUCGGCGACUUCGACGCGGCCCAGACGACGCCGUGGUUCGACCGAGGACCGCUCCCCAACGACUUUGACUUCUCGGCUGCCGGGGCUUGGGACCCGAACGUGGGACAACAAGGUUGA